This is a messenger RNA of Nannochloropsis gaditana CCMP526, 240 nucleotides long. RefSeq lists its product as uncharacterized. The annotation marks the transcript as partial. Gene Ontology annotation, molecular function: protein binding. The transcript has a single exon. The record is from RefSeq and is a predicted model, not a curated record.
GUGACAAAGGCGAUGCUGAAGAAAGAGGACAUAAGUGGGGCAUCGCGCCUGCUUCGAACCGUGGUGCGGUGGCAUCUCCUACCUCCCAUGGAGAUUUGCAACGAAUUGCUCCGCUUGCAAGGAAAGCAACGUCGGGUGGACGCCAUGUUCGCCACGUUGGAUCUGAUGCGGGAGGGUGGGGUGCACCCUGAUACUGACAGCUACCAGCACCUGGCCAACACCCUGGUCCGCUCGGUGCAC